Molecule: messenger RNA, 2654 nt
Organism: Hevea brasiliensis (rubber tree)
Lineage: Eukaryota; Viridiplantae; Streptophyta; Magnoliopsida; Malpighiales; Euphorbiaceae
Product: zinc finger BED domain-containing protein RICESLEEPER 2
Exons: 3
Coding region: 1064-1702 (212 amino acids)
Source: RefSeq, a predicted model, not a curated record
AACUAAAAUAAAACACAACAACCGAUAAUCUCUUAUUUUGGUAAGUGAUAACCCUAGACUUCAUUCUUCUUUCUCUCGUGUAAACAUAGCAACCACCGCACCCACAGCCGAUUCACUAUUUUUUUGUUCCUCGGACAAGAGCAAGGUGGUUGAAUACAACAACUUAGGUCUCAAAUCUCGGAAAUCAACAGCUUCAGUCUCAGAUCUUGGAUAAGACAAAGGUCGAAUGCUGUAGAUUUGAUUGGACAAGGGCAGAUUGAGUUUACUCAAUUUUCAACCGACAUGGAAAGUUUCGUUGUUCUCCCUUGUUUUCCUCGCCGUCGCUGUGUGUGGUGAGUUUGCUUUCUCUAUUAAGGGAUUUUCCUUAUAUAAGCUGUGAAAUUCGUACAUAGGUGGUGCGCAUUAAGUUCUGUAAAGUACUGUUCUGGUAUGGAUACUGAUGGAGCUUUUAAAUGGGUAGACCAAUUGCAGAUUUAUCUACAAGCCCAAUCAUGGAUGAUGCUACUAUAAAUGUUGAUGAGUCAAAUCAGAACAAAGAAAAAGAUAUCAUCGAGGCAAAUGAAGAGGAGGAAAAUCCAUUUGCUUCAAAGAAAAGGAAGGGAACAUCUAAGGUAUGGGCUGAGUUUAAAGAAGUUACUCUUCCUGAUGGAAUAAUAAAAGUAGAGUGCAUUCACUGCAAAAACCAACUGGGAGUUAACAAGAAUGGUGCUACAACACAUUUUCUUAGAAAUUUAAAGAUUUGUCCAAAAAGGAAAGUGAAUUUGAAAGGUCAACAACUUAGUGUCACUACAACACUAGUUGAGACAAAAAGUGUGACAUCUGUAUAGAAUUUUAAAUAUGACCAUGCCAAGAUAAGAAAAAUCCUUGCCCAUAUGAUUCUUGUUCAUGAGUUGCCAUUUCUUUUUACAGAGUAUGAGCUUUUUAAUUUGUUGAUGAGAACUGCAACUCCAUAUUAUCAAAAGAUUAGUCGUGCAACUAUAAGAAAGGAUUGUUUCUCUGCUUAUGAUAUUGAGAUUUUUUCUCCGCUUAUAAUAUUAAGAAAAAGAAAGUGAAGGAUUUGCUAAUGCACGUUUACAAAGUUAGUGUGACCACAGAUUUAUGGAAGUUAGGUCAGCAGGUUUCAUACAUGGUUGUUACUGCACACUUUGUGGACUCUAAUUGGAAUUUGCAAAAGCGUACUUUGAACUUCUGUGAUGUUCCACCACCUCAUAUAGGAGUUGUUAUAUGUGAUGUGCUACAAAAAUGUUUAGCUGAAUGGGAAAUUGAAGAUAAGAUAUGGAUUGUUUCUGUUGAUAAUGCUGCCUAUAAUGAUGCUACUAUUAGAAUGUUGAAAGAUAAUCUUGCUUACAAGAAUAGUCUUGCACUUAAUGGUAAGUUUUUUCAUGUGAGGUGUUGUGCACAUAUCUUAAAUUUAUUGGUGCAAGAUGGUUUGUCUGAGAUUGAAGAUAUAGCUUUCAAUGUGCGUGAAAGUGUGAAGCAUCUUACAAAAGCUGAGUCUCGCUAUUUGAUUUUUUGUGAAAUGGCAAAGCAAUUGAAAUUACCUUCAAAGAAGCUUAUUUUGGAUUGUGGCACAAGGUGGAAUGCAACAUAUUUCAUGCUAUCUGUUGCAUUGGAGUUUAAGGAUGUUUUCCCUCUAUAUCAGCAAAGAGAUCCAACUUACACUUUCUUGCCUAGUGAGGAAGAUUGGGAAAAAGUGAAGUAAGUUUGCUCUUUUUUUGAAGAAUUCAAUGAAGUUACUAAAGUAAUUUCAGGUACUGAAUACUCAACUUCAAACUUAUUCCUUAUUGAACUUUAUAAUAUAAAGAAAUUGUUAAAUGAAGCGCAUGAGAAUGUGGGCUACAUGUAAGCCAUGGUUAGCAAGAUGAAAAAGAAAUUUGAUAAGUAUUGGGGUGAUUGUAAUUUGUUGAUCUUUAUAGCAGCUGUAUUGGACUCAAGGAACAAGAUGAAAUUGGUUGAGUAGUGUUUUCUAGAGAUUUAUUCUAAAUCUGAUGCUAUUGAGCAGAUGACUAUUGUUCAAGAGACUCUAUAAUGAGUAUGUUGAAGCUCAUAGAGCAAAAAAUGUUGACAUAGAAAUUAGUGAGGCUGAAAACCAAAAGGAUCUAGUCAUAAUGUAAGUGGGAAAGGAAAAGUUAGAGGGAGAGCAUAAUUUUAUGGUUACAUUAGGAAUGUUGAUAAUAUAAUUGAGCAAGCGAAAUCUGAAUUAGAUGUGUAUUUGGAAGAUGGUGUUCAUAUUUGUGAAGAUGAUGAAAAACUUGAUGCAUGAGAAUGGUGGAAGAUGAAUAAUAAGAAAUAUAGGCUAUUAUAAAAAAUGGCACAUGACAUACUAUCAAUUCCCAUUACAACCGUAGCUUCAGAAUCAAUUUUUAGUGCCGGAGGUAGAGUUGUUGAUCCGCAUAGAGCAGUCUUGGCAGCAAAAAUUGUUCAGGUUUUAGCUUGUGGAUCUGAUUGGUUAUGAGCUUUCUAUGAGAUACAGAGAAAAAGAAAGGUAAAUACAAUAAUAUAUUACACUUCAGUCCUCAAUAGGACAUGGUAGCAUACAAUUAACUUUUAUAAUUUGUUUGUUAUCAUGGAAGGACAAGGAGGAAAUCCAAGAGAUUAUACUACCUUAAUGGUUUGAAAUAUAUUUACAUUCAAUUUUCAGGUAAUAUUUAUUA